AUGGCACAGUUCCUCCGGCACAUGCACCUGCCGGGAAUUGUGUCCUACUCCACAGCCGCCCGCCUCCAGGAAACCCUCGUCUCGCGCUUCCUCGCCUCCAAACCGCCUUCCAACGGGCCUGCACCACCUCCCCACAUCAUAACCGCCCAGUUCGCUCCCGUCUACACGUGUGGGCGUCGAGAGAUUGGCACAGUCUCUCCGAAGCAGCAGCAGUACCUACGCGCCGACGACCGUGCUGAGUUUGUCGAGGCAAUGCGCGGCGGGCAAACGACCUUCCACGGGCCCGGCCAGCUCGUCGCAUACCCCAUUAUUGACUUACGCACCCACAAGCUCACGCCUCGAGAUUAUGUCUGUUUACUCGAGAAGAGUCUCAUAGCAACUUGCGCCAAGUACGGGAUCAAGGCCAUGACGACCGAGCACACGGGCGUGUGGACGAGUCCGGAUGAUAAGAUUGCGGCGAUCGGGGUACAUAUGAGAAGGAACAUUACGAGUCAUGGAAUUGGAUUGAAUGUUGGUACCGAUUUGUGGUGGUUUGACAGGAUCGUGGCAUGUGGGUUGGAGGGGAAGAGGACCACUAACUUUGAGAGGGAGGGAAUUGUGGGAAAGAGCGUGGAGGAGGUGGGGACCGAGUACGUUAAAGAGAUUGCGGGACGACUGCUUGGAGUGGACGGAGUGGAGAGAGCAGGUGAAGAGGAAUUCGCAGAGCAUCUCAAGGUGUGA
Ascochyta rabiei is the source of this 720-nucleotide messenger RNA. Its product is annotated as Lipoyl(octanoyl) transferase. Lineage: Eukaryota; Fungi; Ascomycota; Dothideomycetes; Pleosporales; Didymellaceae. Gene Ontology annotation, biological process: protein lipoylation. Gene Ontology annotation, cellular component: mitochondrion. The transcript has a single exon. Gene Ontology annotation, molecular function: lipoyl(octanoyl) transferase activity. Bases 1 to 720 code for a protein of 239 amino acids. The record is from RefSeq and is a predicted model, not a curated record.